GGAAACACAACAAGUAGGUCAUUUUUGACUAAUUUAUUUAAGUCCCAACUGUAUAAAUUGCCUCCCUCCCCAUCUCUUUUCCGGCAGAUUCCAGUCCAACUUGUCUCCGGCAUCCUCCUUUCUCUCUCCCCCUAAAAUUCUCCGGUCUCCCUCACUAAAAUGCCUCCUCAAGUCGAUAUCGAGACAUUGGUCUCCGCCUGUGCCGGCGGCGGUGCAACCGACAGGAAAGUCGCGUGCGAAACAUUGGCCGGAGACGAUGGUGUCGCGAAGGAUGCGCCGCCGGAUUUCCCGCCGGGAUCUUUCUGUUUGUCCAAGGACGCCGAGAUCGACUGGUUCGAUCAGAACGCUUUCCUAGAGCGGAAGGAAUCGGCCAAGGGAAUAAACGCGAACCAGACCGGGCACCCGAAUCUUAACCCGGGUCCGAAUUCGAGCUCUCAGAGGUUCGUUAAGCCCAAAGCCUCUCUGUUAGGGUUUCCCAAGACUCAGAAGAUGAACUACGUUUGGAAGACUUGCACCAAGCCGGCCAGUAUCCGGCUUUUCCCCCCUAAGCGAUCGGAAUCGAUUGAAAAAACCGCCGCCGAACCGGGUUCUCCGAAGGUCUCGUGUAUGGGAAGAGUCAGAUCGAAGCGCGGGUGCCGGAAAUCCGCCUCAACUAGAGAAAGCUCGGCCGGCGAUCGAACCAUAACCGUGGGAAACAAGGAUAAGAUCGGCUUUUAUUCGAGGUUACUUUCCCUGUUCAAGCCGAAUCGGAGACUGAAACCGGCCCCAAAACUGGAAGAUCCGGAUCCGGAUCGGAACAUCGGCGGAGGAGCAAAAAAGCGCGACGCCCCAAUAAGCGUUGAAUUAGCAGCGGAGCCGCCGGGCUUGGGUGCAGUGCGGCGGCUGUCGUCGGCUCGAAAACCGGACUCGUGGGCGGCGGAAGAAAUUAAAAACGCGAUUUCGGGCUCUUUUGAAACGGGCCGGCGGCGCAGUCAUACCGGCGUCGCCGAUGUCUACGGUGGUUGUUGAAAAUUUUGUGGGUCGUUUAUCUGUUAUGGUUUGUCAAAGGUGAAAAGGGAUCUUUUUACCCUCUCCGUUGAGUUUUUACAGUUUUUUGGAGUAGUUGAAUACACUAGAUAUGGAGUAAAAUGUAAAUGCAAUGGAUUGGAUUUGAAAUGUUUGUAAACUUUGGACUUCACUAUAAGUUGGG
Molecule: messenger RNA, 1189 nt
Organism: Cuscuta campestris
Lineage: Eukaryota; Viridiplantae; Streptophyta; Magnoliopsida; Solanales; Convolvulaceae
Source: the annotation of a GenBank genome assembly